AUGGGCUCAGGAGAGCGUAGGAGCAAUUUUAAUGGAUUGCCAUAUCAGAAUAGUUUACCUAGGCCGACUUCUUCAGGGACAUUGAAUAAUGGCGAAGAACAAAUAUUCACUAAGAGACAAAAAUUGAAUGACACAAAGUCUUAUUACCCAAAUAAUGGCCACCAUACAGCUAUGAAUUAUGCUACUCCUCAGUCUCUUGAUGCACAAAACUAUAAUGCCAUCUAUGCUAGUUACCAGGGAGCCCCUCCCUAUAUGAAUUAUGGCCUAUCGAAGAUGUAUCAACCUCCAGCACAUCAACCAAUGCAAGGAAAUGGUAGUGUCAUGCAAAAUCAGUCAAACAGGUCCUCAUAUGCACCAUCUAAAUGGAAAUCGAAGCCCUUAAACUAUGGCCAAGAUUUUAAUGAAAGUCAACCUGUUCAGAAUGGUAGUGAAAGAUAUAAUGGAGGGCAGCACCUACCAGUCCAUGAGCGUAUAAGUUAUGAAGAUAUUUAUUCGUCACCUCCAAAACCCAGUAAGAGAGCAAAACCAAAAGUUUCCCGUGUGCAGAAGGUAUCCCACGGCAGUAAAGAUAAGAAAGAAUUUAGAGUGGUGAAUGUCAGCAGUAAGCCAACAACUUCUAAUGAGAAACCACGGGAGGGAUUACAUGGCGAUGAUAAGGAGAAUGAAGACGAGAAGGAGAAUGGUGAUGUUAAUGAGGAUAGUAACGAAGAUGAUGACAAUGGUGAUGAUGAUGAUGAUGAUGAUGAUAAUGAUAGUGAUAAGAACAUUGCUAUUUCGGGGACAGCCAUCACGCUUGUGACAGAAGAAGACAUCAAGAAAUGGAGAGAGGAAAGAAGAAAGAUGUGGUUAUUGAAAAUAUCGAACAAUAAAAAGAUGCAUAUGGACAAAUUAGGCAUCAGUGAACAAGAAGUGAAUAAUACGAGUGUCCUAAAAGACACUAAGAAACAGAAACAGUUUGUACAAAAUAUUCAAAAUCAAGUCAGAAGAUAUAAUCCGAAGGCUAAUUUGGGUCUUAAAAUUGUCCAACGAGAGAUGGCAAAUGAUAAUACCAAAAUAUUGAAGUUUAUCGAAGAAUUGGGAGAAGCUGGGAUUUUGGAUCAUGAACUAACGCAAGCUGAAAAGGAGGUGUUAUUUGGUGGCUCGAAUGAUAAAGAAAGAGCUGGCCAUUACUCCGGAAAUAAUAUUAAUAAUAAUAGAAAUCGUCCUGGUAACUAUGAAUAUAAUGGACAUGACAGAAAGUUUUCUGGGAGUAGAUUUAACAAUAAUUAUAAAAGUGAUAAAAAAUAA
Molecule: messenger RNA, 1287 nt
Organism: Kazachstania africana CBS 2517
Lineage: Eukaryota; Fungi; Ascomycota; Saccharomycetes; Saccharomycetales; Saccharomycetaceae
Gene: RSA1
Product: Rsa1p
Exons: 1
Coding region: 1-1287 (428 amino acids)
Source: RefSeq, a predicted model, not a curated record